Messenger RNA from Xyrichtys novacula (pearly razorfish), 3690 nucleotides. Lineage: Eukaryota; Metazoa; Chordata; Actinopteri; Labriformes; Labridae. The record is from the annotation of a GenBank genome assembly.
AGAAGAAGAAGAAGAAGAAGAAGAAGAAAAAGAAGCUGUGUUUGCACACUCUACCGCUUUUCGUCUUUGUCUGCGGAUAGAGCAUGAAAACGCUCCGUAAUCAUACUAAAACCUCGGUAACAUGCAAUGAUGUCUCAAGUGAACAGUUUGAGAGAGUUUGUUAAUGAGAGACUGACAGCUGCAGCUGAAGAGAUAUUCGUAGUUAUUAAAAGAACUAUCGUCGAGUAUGAAGAAAAGAUCGACCGUCAGCGCAAACUGCUGGAUAUCGCUUUGCAACCCGAAUUAAAGCUGUCCCGGAUAGGUGUGUAGAGCUUUCUUUACAUUGCUCAAACAUAAAGGUUUAGAUAUAGAAGAAUCAAGAUAACUGAACAUAUUGGGCUAGUGUUGUUUCGUUCGUGAACGAUUCAUUUAAAAGAACUGAAUCUUUUAAGUGAACGUACUGAACCGAAUCACUUCCUCAGUUGAUUCGUUCGUUUUUCAAUUAAGUUGAGCUAAAGUGAGAGACAGCAUUGCCAGUCUAGCAGCCGGCGAACGAGGGACCACAUGCUCCGAUGCCUGAAUCACUUCGUGAACGAAUCACGCAUUGAACUGCACUACUACAAUCAUUUUUGUCGGACAAACCUCCCUUUUUUACCGCUAAAUUGCCACUACAACAACUUGCAUACAACACGACACAGCAUGUGACAAGUCAUGCAUUAAAUCCGCAGCAUCCUAUCACUGCUCCCUUUGCGAGGGAAAGGUGCAUGUUCAGUUUGAGGUCUUCUAAACGUUUACUGAACAGAUCACUCACAGAGCCUAAUUUACCGAACAGACCUGAUAAAUAGCAUACCACAGGAUAGUACACUUAAAACAUCAUGACUUAUAAACAAGUUCAUUUUUACAAACUGUUUAAUUUACUCGCAUGUCUACAGUUCUGUUCAGUGAUGAUAUCCGCAUUGUACAGUAUUCUCCUAAUGCACUUGUGUUCCUCCAGAGCAACAGAUCCACACCAGGGAAGAGGAUCUCUCCAACCAGCAGCUCUGUAACCAGGUGGAAAACUCCAGUCUGGACUUUGAGGACCCUGAGCAUUCACAUAUUAAAAAGGAAGAGGGGGAACUCUGCAGCAGUCAUGAUGGAGAGCAGCUUAAACCAAAGCAAGAGAACAAUACUUCUGUUUUGACUUCCACUCCUGAGGAAAAUGUCCACAAUGAAGACACUGAGCAUUUGACUAAUGAGUGCACUCAGGAUGAAGAAAAGGUUGGACCAUUUAUCAAUAGAUUUGCUAAUAAUCAUGUUGGACUAGAACCAAACACUGAGCACCCGCUCCUCUCUCAUAACACUAAAACUCCAGAUCACACAGGAGGUAAGCAUAAAAAGUCAAGAUUAAUAACAAAUACACAGGGGCAAGAGACUGUCUGCUGUGUUUGGACUCUUGUGAAUCAUGAGAGCAACGACAGUAGCCUAAAACCAACAACUAACCAACAGCUUGUCUUUCGUGGCUCUUAUAUAGCUGAGAGUCAAGAUCAGAGAGAACAUAGACCUGAAAACUCAGGAGCAACAGCAAGUGAAGACACAGAAUCAACUAAUCUACAUCAUAGAAUCAAAAGUCGUGGUAAUAAUAGGAGACAGUCCAAGCCGCAGACUCACCGAAGACGCAAAGAGCAGUGCAAAAUAUGUGCAAAGACUUUCAUGUUCAAGGCAAAUUUAAAGAUCCACUUAAGAAUCCACACAGGUGAGAGGCCAUUUCUUUGCAAGACCUGUGGGAAAAGGUUUUAUGACACUUCAGCACUGAAUAGGCACCACAGGACCCACACAGGUGAGAAGCCGUACCUGUGUAAAAUCUGUGGUAAGAGGUUCGCUCAGAUCUCUGGACUUACCAGGCACACAAGAACCCACACAGGUGAGAAGCCAUAUACAUGCUAUGCAUGUGGGAGAGCCUUCAGGUACAGUUUUGACUUGAAUACACACCGUAGAAAAGUUCAUUGUGGUCAGGAGCAGCAGGACCCUCAGAGAAGAAUGAUGGAAGAAAAUUGAAAAUACUGAGAAUUUACAUUAAUUCGGAGUAUGAAAAAUGUAACACUUGUAGGAAAAGAUUCUCACAAAAGUUUUAAUUAAAUGUGUUUUCAUUUAAUCUUUUUCAGCCCAAUUCCCUCAAACUUCAGAUCUGAUGGGAAAUAAAUUAAAAGACAAGACAAACACUGAGCUAAAACCCACCAGAUCAACUGUUUAAUUUGUGAGGGGUUAUGCGGAGAGACAUAGAGAUUUGAGUGGAUUUUUCUGGAUUAUUGGGACCACAGAUAUAGAGGGAUUUUGUCUCUGCUUAAAGAGUUACUCUGACAUGAUAACCUACACUCUGUAAACUAAUACAGUUACAACGCAACUACUUGUUACCUCCGCCAAGGAGGUUUUGUUUUCGGUAGUGUUGGUUUGUUUGUCUGUGAACAACUUUACGGAAAAAGUUACAGACAGAUUGACCUGAAAUUUUCACCAGAGGUGCGUCUCAGCCCCAGGAGGAUCCCAUUAAAUUUUGGUGGUGAUCCGGAUCGCCUUCUGGAUCCAGGAAUUUUUUGAAGGAUUCUUUAUCAUUGUGAUAUAGGGCAAAUUUUUAGCUUUUAGACGGGACUAUAUCCCAUAAUAUCUUCUGGCAAGUGUUACCUUCAUGCCCCAUCUUCAGUCUUGUAGAUUUCUCUUUUGUAGCCCAUUGUUAUUUUGUCCUUAAUAUCUAAAGAUGUUUGCGGAAUUUUCUCGUUUCUUGGUUUUCUCACCAUAAAAAAACGUUAAUUUAAUCAGAUUUAUUCAAGGCCUCCAGACUCUGUGUGCAGAGUCACAUCUUUGGAAAUGCUGUUCCCUACAUACAUGAUGUGCCAUCAAGAGGCAACUGACAAUUGUAGAAUCAAGUAUCCAGCCAUGUGGUAACUAAAACCUUAAAUCAAUAGCAACAUCUUUGUCAUUGUUUUUGAAAUAUUUUGUCAAGCAGACAGAGGGAUUUAAAACGGUCAAUCUGAAGCUUUGGGUUUGACAGUGCCAUCACUCUGAUGGGUUAAGAUGGUUUUCUUCUCAUGAUAUGAUUGUUAUCUAAUCUAAUUAAAUCAACUCUAAUCUAAUGUAAUCUAAUCUGGUCAUGUCGAUUACCCCUGUUUCAUUAACAAACGUGUUUCUGUUAAAUAAGUAUAUGUUAUGAUAGAGUUCACACAGGUUUUUGAGCUGUUUGUUGUUUAUUUAUUGUUCUUGUUCAGCAUUUCCUCAUUUUUAUGAGUCAAACUGGGAAAAUUAAUUAGCAGUGGUUUAAAGCAUUGAUGUUGGUUUAAGUACAACAACUAAAUGUCUGAAUUAAAGUUCCACAUUUGUGUGAAGUAGAUGUUUUACUCUUGGAGUCUUGGCUUCAAAUCACAUUAGAUAACACAGGCUGACCCAUUGUGCUAGCAACAAACAUCAGAUAAUUUACAACUUUUUUUUCCCUCUAAAGACAUUUUCAAUUACAGGGAUGAGAAGAGAAAGUCAGUGGGUGCCAACACUUUCUGUGCCUGAUGUCUGUCUUAAGAUCUUCCAGCAGAGUCUCACAAGCAGAUCUUGAGACUCACCUGGUCAUAAAAAGUCAUACAACUUCUUAAUGAGCUCUACAAAAACUGUGAAAUCAGUCAAACACUGUGUCCUCUUUUGAUUCUCUUAAUAAAUAAAACUUGUGUUGUCACACCUUUUCUUGUCCACUGA